Myotis daubentonii (Daubenton's bat) is the source of this 1903-nucleotide messenger RNA. RefSeq names its product necdin, MAGE family member (gene NDN). NCBI's taxonomy places the organism in Eukaryota, Metazoa, Chordata, Mammalia, Chiroptera, Vespertilionidae. Gene Ontology annotation, biological process: negative regulation of transcription by RNA polymerase II. Gene Ontology annotation, cellular component: nucleus. The record is from RefSeq and is a predicted model, not a curated record.
CGCUACGGAAGGCGCCGCGCGCCCAGCGACGCGCACUUCCUCUCCAGGCGCCCGUCUGCGAAGGAAGCGCAGAAGGCUCGACGAGCUGCUUUGCUGGACGCGGAGGCUCCUCUGCCCUGGUCGCCCGGAGCAGACAUGUCCGAAGCAAGUAAGCAGGGGUGCGACCCCGCCUUGGCAGCCGAGGCCGCCGCCCAAGCCGAGGCGUGCGGCGGGCCCGGGGUUCCCGGGGGGCCCCCUUCGCCCGCGCUCGCGACCGCGUCCGCGUCCCAGGCCGCGGCGGGGUCCGACAGCCCUCCCGUAGGCUCCGGCGACGCCCCUGCCGCCUCGCCGCCGCCGCCCGAGGUCUGGAGCGACGAGGAAGACCCGAAGGCCCUGCUGCAGGCCGCGGAGCAGGAGCAGGAGCAGGAGCAGCAGCCGCCCGAGGAGGAGGAGGAAGAGGAGGAGGGGUGCGCCCGCCAGGCCCCGAACGCGGCCCAGCCGGGCCCCGCGCCGCCGCCCACCGCGGCGCAGCUGGUGCAGAAGGCGCACGAGCUGAUGUGGUACGUGCUGAUGAAGGACCAGCGGCGCAUGGUCAUCUGGUUCCCCGACAUGGUGCGCGACGUGCUGGGCAACUACAAGAAGUGGUGCCGCAGCAUCCUGCGGCGCACCAGCCUCAUCCUGGCGCGCGUCUUCGGGCUGCACCUGCGGCUCACCAGCCUGCACACCAUGGAGUUCUCGCUGGUGAAGGCGCUGGAGCCGGCCGACCUGGAGCGGGUGGCGCUGGGCGGCCGCAUGCCCAUGAUGGGCCUGCUGCUCAUGAUCCUCAGCCUCAUCUACGUCAAGGGGCGCGGCGCCCGCGAGAGCGCCGUGUGGAACGUGCUGCGCAUCCUGGGGCUGCGGCCCUGGAAGAAGCACUCGACCUUCGCCGACGUGCGGCGGCUGCUGACGGAGGAGCUGGUGCAGCAGAACUACCUCAAGUACCAGCGCGUGCCCCAGGCGGAGCCCCCCGAGUUCGAGUUCUACUGGGGCGCCCGCUCCACCCGCGAGAUCACCAAGCUGCAGAUCAUGGAGUACCUGGCGCGCGUGUUCAAGAAGGACCCCCAGGCCUGGCCCACCCGCUACCGGGAGGCGCUGGAGGAAGCCCGGGCCCGGCGGGCGGCCGCGCCCCCGACCCCCUGCCCCCGCAACAGCUUCUCCGAGGACUAAGCUGGGGUCCUCGGAGGGAAGGGAAGGGAGAGAGGGAGGUGGGGAGACCCUCCCCAGGUGUCUGACCCUCUCUCACCAGUCUGGAGGGGGUAGGGGGGGUGGGGGGGUGCGGGAAGAGGCAUUUUAGCGUCUUAAGGGGGUUUCACGCGUGACACCUGUUAAGUUUUCCGUGCUUUUAUACACCUCUGAUUCACGCCAUGUUAUUCCUUUCUGUCCCCUUCUUAAAAAAAAAAAAGAAAAAGAAAAAGAAAGAAAAAAAAAAAGUAGUGGGUAGGGAAUUCCCUCUGCAUGUCUGUUUGAUAGCAGUAACCUCUCUGUUGGUGCUUUCAGCUUUUGUGCUGCCUUGAAAUUUUUUUUUUUCCUUUUUGUACCAGGGACGUGCUAAAAAACAAACAAACAAACAAACAAAAAAACACAGAAACCACGCGUGCGCGCGCAUUGAGAAGUUUGCCAUCGCAAUUCUCUUUCUAUGGGACGGAUGACAGGAUGUGCAUUGGGGUGGACUGUGCCCCCAGGGGGGUCUCGAUGGACGAGAAGGACUCCACCCGCAAAGAGCUGGCGACCCCGCUGGGGCACAGGCGGCAUCCGUGUGGCGUGGCCGUCGUGGACUGGACUGGCCUCCGUGUGGGCACUUGGCUGCCUUGUUUACGAAAACCCGAGUUACAGACCCCCGCCCCUGAGUACACUUUAACAAGCAGUAAAGGUCCUUGUGAUACAA